This is a messenger RNA of Mesocricetus auratus (golden hamster), 1774 nucleotides long. RefSeq names its product RNA pseudouridine synthase domain containing 1 (gene Rpusd1). The transcript is spliced from 6 exons. The coding region runs from base 189 to 1109 and encodes 306 amino acids. Lineage: Eukaryota; Metazoa; Chordata; Mammalia; Rodentia; Cricetidae. Gene Ontology annotation, biological process: pseudouridine synthesis. The record is from RefSeq and is a predicted model, not a curated record. Gene Ontology annotation, molecular function: RNA binding; pseudouridine synthase activity.
GAAUGCCAUUGGCCAGUAUGGCCAUCCAUCAGCAGGUAGAGUGGGCAGGGUGAAGGCGGGGCUGCACGCCAGCAGGCCAAGACCUGGUUAGUAUAAUAGGGAAGCUCGGUUGGAUGCAGGACUGAGCAGUGACAUUCUGGCCCCUUGAUCCUUUUGCAGGUUCACUCCCACCUGCGUGCAGCCCCACCAUGGAGCCUGGCAGCAUUGAAAAUCUGUCCAUCGUGUACCAGAGCAGCGACUUCCUGGUGGUGAACAAGCAUUGGGAUCUACGCAUUGAUAGCAAGACCUGGCGGGAGACCCUAACCCUACAGAAGCAACUAUGCCACCGCUUCCCAGAACUGGCUGACCCUGACACCUGCUAUGGGUUCAGGUUCUGCCACCAAUUGGACUUCUCCACCAGUGGGGCUCUGUGUGUGGCCCUGAACAAAGCAGCUGCGGGCAGCGCUUAUAAAUGCUUCAAGGAACGGCGAGUCACCAAAGCCUACCUUGCGCUGGUCCGGGGCCAUGUCCGGGAAAGCCAGGUGACAAUCAACUAUGCCAUUGGCAGGAACAGUACAGAGGGGCGAACCCACACCAUGUGCAUCGAGGGCACACACGGUUGUGAGAACCCUAAGCCAAGUCUCACAGAGCUGUUGGUCCUGGAACAUGGACUAUAUGCUGGAGACCCUGUGUCCAAGGUGCUGCUGAAACCACUCACAGGCCGAACACACCAGCUUCGAGUGCACUGCAGUGCCCUUGGCCACCCUAUCGUGGGUGACCUGACUUACGGACAGGCUGAGGACCAGGAGGACCAACCUUUCCGCAUGAUGCUGCACGCCUUCUACCUGCGCAUUCCCACACAGGCCGAGUGUGUGGAGGCCUGCACACCUGACCCCUUCCUGCCUGCCCUUGAUGCCUGCUGGACUCCCCAUACCUGCGUUCAGCCCCUUGAACAGCUCAUCCAAGCCCUACAGACUGACCCUGACCCCAACCCUAUGGAUGGAGGGCAGAGACCCCACAGUCCUUCCACACCCCUGCCCGGGCCAGGUCGGCCCCCUCCCGAGACUGAGGCACAGCGAGCAUCGUGCCUGCAGUGGCUAUCAGAGUGGACACUAGAGCCAGACAACUGAGGGCCUCUGGGCUUUGGGGGUUUAAGAGCUGCUAGACUCCGCAGCCGUGAUGGCUAGAGGACAGGGCACUCGGGCUGUGGGACAGAUGUCCAGUAGGCAAGUCUUUCAGCAUUCUUCCAGGGAAAGCUAAGUUCUCUCCUAUGGAAUAGCUUUCUGCCUCCUAAGCGUCACCCCAGGCUUGCCCAAGCCUUUAGCCAGGAGGGGCAGAGCCAGGAUCCUCCUGGGCCCCAUGGUGCCUGGGAAGGGCCAUCCUGGCAUUAGCCUAGCUGGGCUAGGUUACCUGCAGCCCCCAACCUGCCUCUUGCUGCCUGCCACUGUCAUGUGCCUUUGCCUUUGCUGAGCUCUGCCAGGGCCUCACCUCCUCUGCCCACAUCCAGCGUUUGGCCCCAAUGCAUGGGAGUGUGUUGGGGCAUCCACAGAAGCAUCCUCCAUGCAUGCCCAUCUCUCCAAGCCUGGUGUGGAUGCUGCUUCUGCUCUGUGGGCUCCUGGCUGGAGCUUCUGCCGUGUCACCGCCUGCCUGGCUUCCACAUAGCCAUAGACUGUCAGUGUCAGCCUUUGGGUCCUUUCCUGGAAGCCUUCUGGGCCUCACUUAUCUCCCACAACAUGGCCACAGCACCCUCGCUGCAGCUAGGGUCUAGGAUUAAGAAUAAAUGUUUAGUAAUCAA